Molecule: messenger RNA, 528 nt
Organism: Miscanthus lutarioriparius
Lineage: Eukaryota; Viridiplantae; Streptophyta; Magnoliopsida; Poales; Poaceae
Source: the annotation of a GenBank genome assembly
AUGGAGGGGGUUGAGGGGUUGAUGAAGAAUCUGAAACUGUCAUCGGAGGAGAAGAGGAGCAUCAAAAUCAGGGCGGAAUCUAGGAGCGAGGAGAAAGAUCGCCCUCCCCAGGCGGUGGCGAAGUUGUUCACGGAGAGGAGUGUUCGAUCCGAUGUCACUGAGCAGUCUGUUGGAUGGAUCUGGUGUCCCAUGAAGGGGGUUUCCUGCAGGGAUCUUAGAGAUAAUGUCUUCUUGAUCUCUUUCAACCAGGCGAUGGGGCUAAGGAAGGCGUUGGAUGAUGGGCCUUGGAUGAUAUCGAAGGAACUCCUGGUGGUAACGGAGUUUGAUGAAUUUAAAUCCCUAGAUGAGUUUGAAUUUUCCUUCAUUCUGAUUUGGUUGAGGGUGGAGCGCCUUCCUCUGGGUCUGAUGAAUCGAGCUGCGGCUAAAGAUGGCAACGGGAAGGAAAAACCCGUGUGCCCGUGGGCACUGGACCCAGUGGGCGCGGAUACGGGCGUGAACCUAUGCCCACGGGCGUGGACGCGGGUAUAG